Diaporthe batatas is the source of this 8073-nucleotide messenger RNA. RefSeq lists its product as uncharacterized. NCBI's taxonomy places the organism in Eukaryota, Fungi, Ascomycota, Sordariomycetes, Diaporthales, Diaporthaceae. The transcript is spliced from 4 exons. Bases 413 to 7768 code for a protein of 2451 amino acids. Gene Ontology annotation, biological process: TOR signaling; protein phosphorylation; negative regulation of macroautophagy. The record is from RefSeq and is a predicted model, not a curated record. Gene Ontology annotation, cellular component: nucleus; TORC1 complex; TORC2 complex. Gene Ontology annotation, molecular function: protein binding; protein serine/threonine kinase activity; protein-containing complex binding.
CAGUAGGUACCGAGAGCAGCAGGAGAGAGCUACACCAAGCGGCCUCUUGUGAGUUGGCAGUUUACUACUGUACUGGCUCUUGCCUCGUCGUUCCCUUUCCUUUUGCCUCCUUUCACUUAUUAGGCAGAUACAGCUGAGUCUGCUUUCUGCCACCCCCCCCUGGCAGCCCUCGUUCACCCUGCUGUCCAGCUGCAUUGUUUCGCAGCACUGUCGCAGCACCACCCAAAACGUGGGCUGUGAGCACACCAGAAUCUGUGGGCGACCUCAAAUCCCUGGCCACAACAAUCCAACCUAUUCAAUCAGGCGUCGGCGGAGCCUCUGAACUGCCCCAGAUACCCCGACCUGUACUCCUCAGAAUGAGAUAGGCCCUUCAGGAUUGCCCAGUGCAGGGACAGCAGCCGUCCGGGACAAGAUGGCGAAUCAAGGCUCCCGCCCACUCGAGAUAGCCCUCGAGAACCUGGACACCCUGCUUAGGGAGAUCAAGUCCAGGACCAUCUCUGAGGACCAGCGCAAACGCUUCGCCAGGCAACUGCGAGAUGCCAUUGUCGAGCGGUGCCACCGCGAGCUCGCUCCCGAAAACUUCGCGAUACUCUCCGCCCAGUUGCAGAAGGCCAUCAGCAACCUCAUCAAUCAUGGCAACGACACCGCCGAGCGCCUGGGUGGCGUUUAUAUCAUCGACACGCUGGUCGAUUUCGAGGGCAUCGACAUGGCGACCAAGUACACCCGAUUCACACAAACCCUUCGACAGAUCCUGCGAGGAAAAGACAUAAAUCCCAUGCGCCCAGCUGCUGAGGUCCUUGGAAAGCUCUGUAGGCCUGGUGGGUCCAUCAUCUCGGAACUGGUGGAAGCAGAGACCAAGAACGCCCUGGAGUGGCUGCAGUCCGAUCGCAUAGAGGAGAGGCGAUACAGCGCGGUGCUUGUUCUGCGGGAGCUCGCAAGAAAUGCCCCCACGCUCAUGUACGCUUAUGUUGGCAUGGUCUUCGACAUGCUGUGGGCCGGACUCCGGGACCAACGACACUUGAUCCGAGCCACGUCUGCUGAGUGCGUCAGCGCGUGCUUCCGGAUCAUCAGGGAGCGAGACCAAGAACUGAAACAAAUCUGGAUGGAUAAGAUGUACAGUGAGGCGUUGCAGGGCUUGAAGACUGGCUCCGUCGAGUUCAUUCAUGCUUCCCUUCUUGUCUUGAAGGAGCUGCUGGAGCAGGGCGGCAUGUACAUGCAGGACCACUACCAAGAAGCAUGCGACAUCGUAUCUCGAUUUAAGGACCACCGGGACCCGACCAUUCGCAAGACUGUCGUGCUGCUCAUCCCAGACCUCGCCAACUAUGCACCAUCCGAGUUCGCGUCCACCCGACUACAUGGGUUCAUGCUACACCUCUCCAGCAUGCUCAAGAAGGAGAAGGAGAGAAACGACGCAUUCCUCGCAAUCGGCAAUAUCGCCAAUUCGGUCAAGAGCGCAAUUGCGCCCUAUCUCGACGGCGUGCUGAUAUAUGUUCGCGAGGGUCUGAGCGUGCAGUCUCGAAAGCGUGGCUCCGUCGACCCUGUCUUCGACUGCAUCAGCCGACUCGCCGUUGCUGUUGGCCAGACACUGAGUAAAUACAUGGAGGCACUCCUGGCGCCCAUCUUUGCUUGUGAGCUCACGCCAAAGCUGACCCAAGCUCUUGUCGAUAUGGCUUUCUACAUCCCCCCAGUCAAAGCCACGAUCCAGGAGAGGCUCCUCGAUAUGCUCAGCAAGGUGCUCUGCGGACAGCCCUUCAAGCCACUCGGUGCCCCGCAGCCAAAUACUCUCCCUUCAGUGCCAGUCAUCCAGAAAGAUCCGAAGGACCCGUUGGCGUAUGAGCACAGAAAAGCUGAGAUAAAGCUGGCGCUCAAUACUUUGGGGAGCUUUGAUUUCUCAGGUCAUGUCCUUAACGAGUUCGUUCGCGACGUUGCGAUCAAAUACGUUGAAGAUGAUGACCCCGAGAUCCGGGAGGCGGCCGCAUUGACGUGCUGCCAGCUCUACGUCCGCGACCCAAUCGUCAACCAGACCAGCUACCACGCCCUGGCCGUUGUUGGCGAAGUCAUAGAGAAGCUUCUGACUGUGGGUGUCUCUGAUCUUGAUCCCACUAUCCGCCGCACCGUCCUUGCAGCCCUCGACGAACGCUUCGACCGGCAUCUCUCAAAGGCUGAGAAUAUCCGGACCCUGUUUUUUGCCCUAAACGACGAGUACUUCCCCAUCAGAGAAGUAGCCAUCUCAAUCAUUGGCAGACUUGCGAGAUACAACCCGGCUUAUGUGGCUCCUUCCCUCCGCAAGACUCUGAUUCAAAUGCUUACUGAGCUUGAAUUUUCGAACGUGGCGAGGAACAAGGAAGAGAGUGCCAAGCUUCUUUCGCUGUUGGUUCAAAAUGCUCAGGAGAUUAUCAACCCCUACGUGGAUUCUAUGGUUAAGGUCCUUCUUCCCAAGGCUAGCGAUAAAUCCCCUUCGGUCGCCGCCACCAUCCUUAAGGCGCUUGGCGAGUUGUGUGCGGUUGGUGGAGAGAGCAUGCUGCCAUACAAGGAUGAGCUCAUGCCCAUGAUCAUUGAGGCUUUGCAGGACCAAAGCUCCGCUCAGAAGCGGGAGGCUGCUCUCCACACUCUCGGCCAGUUGGCUAGCAAUUCUGGCUAUGUCAUUGAACCUUACCUGGAUCACCCGCAGCUUCUCGAACUUUUGCAGAACAUCAUACGCAGUGAGCCCCAACAUGGACCACUUCGGCAAGAGACGAUCAAGCUUCUUGGUAUUCUGGGUGCCCUUGACCCUUACCGUUACCAGCAAGUGGAGGAGCGCACCCCCGAGAUAUCAAGGCGUGUCGAGUCUACAGCGAUGACUGACGUCUCGCUGAUGAUGACCGGACUGACGCCGUCCAACAAAGAGUACUAUCCCACUGUCGUCAUCAAUGCGCUUCUCAACAUCCUGAAGGACCAUUCCUUGGUGUCCUACCAUGCUCAAGUCAUUGAUGCCAUCAUGAAUAUCUUCCGCACUCUCGGUCUUGAAUGCGUGUCUUUCCUGGACCGUAUCAUACCUGCGUUCCUGAUGGUCAUUCGCAGCACUAAUGGUCCGCGGCGCGAAUCAUAUUUCAAUCAACUCGCCAUGCUGGUCAGCAUUGUGCGCCAACAUAUUCGCAAUUUCUUGCCAGAGAUUGUGGACCUCCUCCAGGAAUUCUUUCCCGACAAGCCCCCAACCCUGCAGUCGACAAUCCUGUCGCUCGUGGAAGCUAUUUCUCGGUCUCUGGAAGGCGAGUUCAAGGUUUACUUGGCCGGGCUCCUGCCCAUGAUGCUCCAUGUUCUCGAGCAUGAGACAGUUCCUAAGCGCACCGCCUCCGAGAAGGUCCUUCAUGCUUUUCUGGUCUUCGGCUCGAGUGCAGAGGAGUACAUGCAUCUCAUCAUCCCAGUCAUUGUUCGGACGUUUGAAAAGCCCAGCAAUCCAACAGUCUUGCGCCGCUCGGCGAUCGAGACGAUCGGCAAAAUCUCUCGGCAGGUAAAUCUUAACGACUUUGCUGCCAAGAUUAUCCAUCCUCUGACGAGGGUUCUACAAACGAAUGAUGUCACCCUCCGGAUGGCCGCGAUGGACACGCUCUGUGCCCUCAUCCAGCAAUUGGGCCGUGACUACCUGCAUUUCUCCCACACUGUUGGCAAGAUCCUACGAGAUAACGGCAUACAGCACUCCAACUACGACCUGCUUGUCAAUCGUCUCAAAGAGGGAGGUGUCCUGCCACAGGACCUCAGUUCCGAGACACGUUUUGUUGACCAGGUUGAUGAGACGCCCUUCGCGGACCUUGGAACUAAGAAGUUGGAAAUGAACGCUAUACAUCUGAAAUCUGCAUGGGACACCAGAGGCAAAUCGACCAAAGAAGACUGGCAGGAAUGGCUACGUCGCUUCAGCACGACGCUGUUGACAGAGUCACCAAACCAUGCCCUAAGAGCCUGUGCCUCGUUGGCAAGUGUCUAUCUGCCCCUUGCCCGAGAACUCUUCAAUUCGGCAUUCGUAAGCUGUUGGAGUGAGCUCUAUGAGCAGUUUCAGGAAGAGCUUAUUCUCAACCUUGAGAAUGCGAUAAAGUCGGAGAAUGUGACUCCAGAUCUGCUCAACCUCCUCCUACACCUGGCCGAAUUCAUGGAGCAUGAUGACAAGGCCCUGCCUAUUGAUAUCCGUGUCCUUGGCAGAGAAGCAGCUCGAUGCCACGCCUAUGCAAAGGCGCUUCACUACAAGGAACUUGAAUUUCUCCAGGACCAAAGCAGUGGCGCGGUUGAGGCAUUGAUUGUCAUCAACAACCAGCUUCAACAGUCCGAUGCAGCAAUCGGUAUUCUGCGCAAAGCCCAACUCUACAAAGAUGGGAUCCAACUGCGUGAGACUUGGUUUGAGAAGCUCGAGAGAUGGGAAGAGGCCCUCGCGUUCUACAAUAAGCGUGAAGCCGAGGUCCCUGAAGAACAAGCAGUACCAGUGGAGAUUGUCAUGGGCAAAAUGCGCUGUCUGCAUGCUCUGGGCGAGUGGGAUGCACUGGGUCAGUUGACAGGGACUACGUGGGCGAACUCGUCGCCUGAAGUCCAACGACUCAUUGCCCCCUUGGCCACUACUGCUGCCUGGGGCCUCGGGAAGUGGGAUUCCAUGGACAACUACUUGCAGUCCCUGAAACGGUUCUCCCCAGACAGAGCUUUCUUCGGUGCUAUUCUCGCCCUCCAUCGCAAUCAGUUCAGGGAAGCCGCGCAGAAUAUCGAGGCUGCUAGGGAAGGCCUUGACACGGAGCUCAGCGCACUCGUCAGCGAGUCUUACAACCGGGCUUACCAGGUCAUCGUACGCGUUCAGAUGCUGGCAGAGCUCGAGGAGAUCAUCGUCUACAAGCAGACUGAUGCAAAGAAGCAGGCAACAAUGCGCCGCACUUGGGAGCAGCGUCUGAAGGGCUGCCAACGCAAUGUUGAUGUCUGGCAGAGAAUGCUACGUCUGCGGGCCCUCGUCAUAACACCGACGGAGAACAUGCACAUGUGGAUCAAAUUCGCCAAUCUUUGCCGCAAAUCAGGACGUAUGAGCCUCGCCGAGAAGUCUUUGAAGCAGCUCAUUGGUAGCGAUGCGCCUUUGGAGUCCAUGAUCCCCUUCUGGAACGAUCGGAACCUGCGCCCCAAUAUCCCUAACCAGGUAGUCUACGCUGUUCUGAAAUAUCAGUGGGAGCUCGGCCAACAAGCCACACACAAAGACACGGACGUCUCGGAGAAGGCACUCAAAUGCCUUCGGCUGUUCACUAUGGAGUCGGCGAAAGCUUUUGAGAUCCUUAGAGCUGCUCCUAUGCAAUCGCACCAAGCCAACGGCGACAAUUUCCACUUGUCACACAGUCUUGGGUAUGCGGACGGCCAUGGCUCCCAUGACGCAUACCUAUCCCAGCAGAGGGCCACUGUUGACGAGGCGGUACUUCUUGCAAAAUGCUACCUCCGUCAAGGAGAGUGGAUGAUUGCUUUGGACACCGACAACUGGCAACAUACACACGUGAGGGAGAUCUUGACCUGCUACUCGCAAGCCACAAAGUACAACUCCAGAUGGUACAAGGCCUGGCAUGCAUGGGCUUUGGCAAACUUCGAGGUCGUUCAGGCACUCUCAUCAAACGGCGAGGGCGUUCCAUCGCGAAUCGACCACGCUGUCGUCGCCAAUCAUGUUGUUCCGGCUGUUCAUGGUUUCUUUGAGUCUAUCUCUUUGUCCCAGGGCAGCUCCCUGCAGGAUACUCUGCGGUUGCUGACGCUUUGGCUCACCCAUGGCGGAUACUCUGAGGUCACGUCCGCUGUCACCGAAGGGUUUACUCGCGUCAGUGUCGACACGUGGCUUGAAGUUAUCCCACAACUGAUUGCGCGAAUAAACCAGCCCAACAAGCGAGUGCAGCAAUCUGUUCACCACCUGCUGGCCGACGUGGGCAGGGCUCAUCCCCAAGCAUUGGUUUACCCCCUUACAGUGGCCAUGAAGUCUUGGCAAGGUAGCCGUAGGUCGCGAUCUGCCGCACAGAUCAUGGACAGCAUGCGACAGCACAGCUCCAAAUUGGUUGAGCAGGCUGACACAGUCAGCCACGAACUAAUUCGUGUGGCUGUCUUGUGGCAUGAGCUGUGGCACGAGGGCCUCGAAGAGGCGAGUCGCUUGUACUUCGUUGUGCACAACAUCGAGGGCAUGUUCGCGGCGCUAGAGCCACUCCAUCAACUAUUGGACCGUGGCCCAGAGACGCUCAGAGAGAUCUCCUUCGUUCAGACGUUUGGCCGGGAUCUUACGGAAGCCAGGGAGUGGUGUAGGCAGUACGAGGUCAGCCAUGAUGUGAACGACCUCAACCAAGCCUGGGAUCUGUACUACCAAGUCUAUCGGCGCAUCUAUCGGCAGCUGCCGCAAAUGACAUCCCUCGAGCUGACGUAUUGCUCACCAAAGCUGAUGGAGGCCAAAGAUCUCGAUCUUGCGGUGCCGGGUACCUACAAGAGUGGCCAGCCUGUCGUGAGCAUCACGUCUUUCGACACGACGUUCAGCGUUAUUAGCAGCAAGCAACGUCCGCGAAAGUUGAACAUCAACGGCAGCGAUGGCCAAUCUUAUACCUUCCUGCUCAAGGGCCACGAGGACAUACGACAGGACGAACGUGUCAUGCAACUCUUUGGUCUCUGCAACACUCUGCUGGCGAACGACUCGGAGUGCUACAAGCGUCACUUGAACAUCCAGAGAUACCCGGCGAUCCCCUUGAGCCAUAGCUCUGGCUUGUUGGGCUGGGUCCCAAACAGCGACACGGUGCACAUGCUCAUAAGAGAGUACCGAGAGAGCCGAAAGAUCCUCCUUAAUAUAGAGCAUCGCAUUAUGUUGCAGAUGGCCCCUGAUUACGACAACUUGACCCUGAUGCAGAAGGUCGAAGUCUUCGGCUAUGCUCUCGACAACACCACAGGCCAGGACUUGUAUCGCGUGUUGUGGCUGAAGAGCAAGAGCUCAGAGGCCUGGCUGGAGCGGCGCACGAACUACACGCGCAGUCUUGGUGUGAUGAGCAUGGUCGGCUAUAUCCUGGGUCUUGGAGACCGUCACCCUUCGAAUUUGAUGCUGGAUCGGAUCACCGGAAAGAUUAUUCACAUCGACUUCGGUGACUGCUUCGAAGUGGCCAUGAAGCGGGAGAAAUACCCCGAGAGGGUCCCAUUCCGUCUCACGCGUAUGCUCACGUACGCUAUGGAGGUCUCCAACAUUGAGGGAAGCUUCCGAAUCACGUGUGAGCAUGUGAUGAGGGUCCUCAGGGACAACAAGGAAAGUGUCAUGGCGGUCUUGGAAGCGUUUAUUCAUGAUCCACUCCUUACCUGGCGGUUGACCAGCGCCGCCAGCCCAGCAGGACCUAACUUCACCUCUGAGAGAGAGCAAGCCAUUGUUGGCGCUCAGGCGCCCCGCGGCCGACGCGCAUCUAUACUGGACGCAGACCCUGCCGCGCUCCGUGCCGCUCAGGCAGCGGUCAGCUUGACCAACGACAACACAAUGGCGGGCGGGCCACCUCGAGCCCGUGCACGCACGAAUUCAUCUGCUGGUCCCGUCGUCGGCAGCCUGGGUAUGAACGGCGCCAACGGCGUCAAUGGCCAGCAGAACCAGGAUCCCACCGAGAUACAGAAUGCACGGGCGGUCGAGGUGUUGGAUCGGGUUUCUCAGAAACUGACAGGCAGAGACUUCAAAGCUGGCGAGGAGCUGGACGUGCUCACACAGGUCGACAAGCUCAUUGUCGAGGCGACAAAACUGGAGAAUCUCUGCCAGCAUUACAUUGGUUGGUGCAGUUUCUGGUAAUUGAAUAGAGGGCACAGUGGAUGGAUGCUUGUGCGACCCUCAUCGUGGGCAAGGUAUGAAGGGAGUAUGUGUAUGUUUCGGUACCUUUUCCUGUUUCUAUGCAUAUGCAGAGGCGAGCAUCAGGUUCUUGACAAAGGCAAAUCAAAAUUGAGCUCGGGCUGGAAAGGUUGUUUUCAAAUUCGGAGGAGUGGUGUUUUCGCGAGGAGUUUGAGGUUGAGGUUUACAGGGCCAUUUCGAUACCGGCAGCAGAUAGCCAUAGAGAGGGGGGGAUAAAUGCUCAUUUCUCGACCUUGGUCUCUAUUGAA